Messenger RNA from Rotaria sordida, 660 nucleotides. NCBI's taxonomy places the organism in Eukaryota, Metazoa, Rotifera, Eurotatoria, Philodinida, Philodinidae. The record is from the annotation of a GenBank genome assembly.
AUGGAUUCUGAUGAACGACUUGAUACUUUUCGCCAAUCGAAUACCAUGUCAAUGGAACAAACUUUGACAGCACCAUUGAGUAAUACAACUGAUUUUCUUGGAGUUGGCAAUGACCUUGGUCAAACAACUGUCAACUACGAACAAAUACUAGAUGAAUCUUCACGAGAAUUACUUAAAUUUGGUUUUAAAAAAGUAUCUAAAAAAAAUGAUUAUAUUCGUAUAGAAGAAAUUGGUGAUGCAUUUCGUCAUUCAGGUCAAAAUCCACCAGAAGAUGUUAUUAAAGAUAUGAUUGAAAAAGCUAAAACACUUAAAACAUCAGUUCAACAUGAUGAGGACGAAGAUUACCAACCCGACGAUCAUUUAUCAUUUGCUGAUUUUCUGACAGUUGUUCAUGAAUAUUGGAUACCACCUGAAGAAGAUAAAGAAAAAUUGCAAGAAGCAUUUGAUACACUUGAUCCACAAAACAAAUCUAAAUUAAUGGUUGAUGAGUUUGUAGAUUUACUUAAAAAUUGUGAUUGGCCAGAAGAAGAAAUUCAAUUAAUUUUAUCACAAGUUAGCUGUGCUGAUGGUUAUUUUCUUCAUGAUGAUUUACAAAAAAUACUUUUAACUCCAGUCGAAUUACCGAAGAAAAAAUCAGGAAAAACAAAAAAGAAAAAAUAA